AUGCAUCCUACUCCUACUACACUUCCCAAGGGUUUGGCUAGAUGGACAAUUAUGCCAUGGCCUAGGCUUCCUACCCCAUUUCCAAUUGACAACAUUCAAAGUCACAAUGUAAGCUUGUGUUGUGACUUUAAAGAACUAGAUUUGAGCAGCCAAAGAGGUAAAAGCCUUUGGUGUGGUGCAAGAAGGCAAAUUAGGUUCCAAGAUGAAGAUGAAGAUAAAGAUAAAAAUGAUGAGUAUGGAUACAAUGAAGAGAUUUCAAAGUUGGAACUCUACAGUCAAUCAGCAAGAGGAGAAGCACUUAUUGUUCAUGCACUUGUGGACCAAAAUGAAGUAGAGGUGCUUAUCUUUAAGGGGUUUUCUUCAUCCUUAAGCUAUAGUACUUCCCCUGACCCAACAAGAAGCAUUCUUCCAGCCAGGGCAGUGAUAACAUCUAUAGAUAGAAUCAAAGGGCCUUUUGACCCUGCCAAUAUAGAGUAUCUGCAGAAAGAUGUGCCAUGGGAAGAAUUCAAAACAAAUCUUUCUAAUUAA
Messenger RNA from Vicia faba (fava bean), 528 nucleotides. The record is from the annotation of a GenBank genome assembly. NCBI's taxonomy places the organism in Eukaryota, Viridiplantae, Streptophyta, Magnoliopsida, Fabales, Fabaceae.